AUGAAGCUAGGCCCUGGUGGAGCGAAGAAGGUGAAAAGGGACAAGGACUUGAUAAGUCAACUGCCAGACGAUAUUCUGAUUUCAAUUAUCUCGUGUUUGUCUACAACGGAUGCUGUGCGUACGAGCCUCUUGUCGCGAAGAUGGAGGAAUCUUUAUAGAUUUCUGCCAUUAGAAAUCAAAUUGGACUGUUACUACCUUUUAAAGCAUGCGGAUUUCGGUAUUAAGACGAGCAUUUCCUCGCAGAGGUGGAGGAGUGUUCACGGAUUUCUGUCUCGCAUCGAGUCGCUCUGCGGCAACUUUCUAGCCGAAAAUAGCCUCCACAACCCUAAAUUAAUCAUUAAUUCAGUGGAUGAAUUUCUGAAGCUUCGUUCCGGUUCCAAGAUUCAUUCUUUUCGUUUACAUUGUUGUUUAGAUGGAUCGGUCAACGACCGAUUCGAGCAUUGCAUUUCUUCUCUAGGAAGAUUGGGCGUCGAAGAACUCUGUCUGACGUGUUGUUGUUCAUAUUCGGAUACCAGUGAUCUUUCUUUUUCGUGUCACCUUUUUUCCGAAAUGCCCUCGUUGAAAUAUCUGAGAUUGUCCAAGUGCUCGCUGCAGCCAAGCUCGAGAAUCCAAUAUAAUUCCCUCCAAACCCUCGUGCUUAUGUUUGUUGAAGUUUCUCGUGGUGCGAUAGAGUGCAUUUUGUCGAAUUGUUUGAAGCUCCAAUCACUGUCAAUUAAUUGUUGCAAAUGUCCUCAUAAGUUAAGUGUACGCGGUCCCCAUCUAGAAUUGAAGAGACUCUAUAUCGAUGGUUGUCAAGGCGUAGGGGAAAUAGAGUUAUAUGCCAGUAAUCUCAUUCUGUUUCAGUUUGAUGCUCGUAAAAUGGUUAACCUUAGAUUUGAUCAUGUUCCGCAGCUGCAAAGUAUGAUUCUUUAUGUCGUGGAAAAUAUUGUUCCUUAUGUUUUUGGGAGACUCCCGAUCGACGUGCCGCACCUGAAAUCAAUGCAUUUUGUUACUGCGGGGGAUAGUUUACAGGUGAGCAACGGACACACGGGAAUCGACACGUUGAGCAACCUUAGGCGAUUGGAUGUCAACAUGAAUCUAUCAAAAAUGAAUCUUCUUUCGCUGGUUUUAAUCUUGCGACGUUGUCCCCUCCUACAGGAGUUUGGCUUGAAUACAAAUGGUAUGGGUAAUGAACCAGAGGUGGAAGAGCAGCCCAUAGUAUUUCAUUCGGAGCUAAAGAAAAUGGAAAUCGGCGGAUUUAAUGGGACGAAAAACGAGAUGGAGUUUGCCUUGUACAUCCUCAAAAGUGCAAUCAACUUGGUGGAAAUGCACAUAAGUAGAUGUUGUAAGGUAUACCUGAAAUCACGCGAGGGACCUGGCACGUGGAUCUCGAUACAACGAAUUCCGUGGAGUAAGAACAAGUAUAAAACGAUUCACGAACGAUUACAAGGACAAGCUGUUUCCAAGACCGCACAAGUCAUUAUUCAAUAA
Messenger RNA from Erythranthe guttata (spotted monkey flower), 1470 nucleotides. The record is from RefSeq and is a predicted model, not a curated record. NCBI's taxonomy places the organism in Eukaryota, Viridiplantae, Streptophyta, Magnoliopsida, Lamiales, Phrymaceae.